Molecule: messenger RNA, 3769 nt
Organism: Anopheles funestus (African malaria mosquito)
Lineage: Eukaryota; Metazoa; Arthropoda; Insecta; Diptera; Culicidae
Gene: ecd
Product: protein ecdysoneless
Exons: 2
Coding region: 403-2553 (716 amino acids)
Cellular component (GO): nucleus
Source: RefSeq, a predicted model, not a curated record
CACAAACGCUCGCUCCGAACUGUCAAAACGGAAAAGGCGGUUUGUGCAAAACAAAUCGUGCAUGCACCUCAGAACGCAAAAUUUAACUUUAAAUGCACGUAAAAUGCAGAUAGUGAAAUUGCAUUAGCUUUCCACGAUAAGCGUAAAGUUCCUAGUGUUCUCUGUAAAACUAAAAACUAGUGUUAACAACGUUAACUAAUCGUACCUACUCGGAGCCAUAGUUUUGUAGAAGGGGAAGGCUCUUUGUUCGUCCCUUCAUUUACCCAGCGUAAUAUCGAUUGAAUCCGCGCAAGGAAGGGCAAACACCUUGUCGGGCGAAGGCUAACCAGGUGAGGAAGGCUAGUUGUUGACUGGAUAUAAUAGCAGCGCAUAGCAGUGUUGACCACCCCGACGAACGAAACGAUGGCGCAUCGUGAAAUACUGCAGUCGAUUCGGGAGGACGAUUUCGUCGAAUAUUUCCUAUUUCCCGCACGUCCAUCCGAUCCAGCCGAUGCGGAGCUGGAGAAUAGUGAAAACCCACUGGAGCCACUCCUUCUCGAGGUGAAUCGGUUGGCGGAGGCAUUCUGCCAGCGGUACAUCUGGCAUCGUGAUUCAUUUCGGGUAGUUCCAAGGUUGCUGAACGAUUCGCGGAUGCUCAUCGCAGCGGCCACGGGAGAAAACGGCACAGCGAGCGCGACCCUACCAUCUCAUCUGUACGGGAUUUCCCAUGUCGGUGACAACAUUCAAGAUGAAUGGUUCAUUGUCGCACUGCUGUUCCAUCUGACCGAACGCAUACCCGGGCUGGUGGCGCGUGUGGUUGAUGCCGAUGGCGAGUUCCUGCUGAUUGAAGCGGCCGAACAGUUGCCUCGCUGGGCAAACCCGGAAAGCUGCGAAGGUAAAGUUUUCAUCUGUGAUGGAACAUUACGGCUAGUGCGAUCGAGUGAAGCUAACGAAACGCAAGAUUCAUUAGAGGUGCAGGAUGCGCUCGAGCUGGCCAGAGGAACGGAGGGAAUGAAAUAUUGCGUUAGCGAAGAGGUGGAUCAAUGCAUACGCGAAAGGAUUCAAGGCUUUCCGAAUGAAAUUCCCGACCAUCAACACCGUGCGACGGUUAGCGUGCCCGUUGGCGUUGCGGCAGUGCUGCGUGAAAACCCCCAACUAGUGGCUCCGGCAGUGUUAGCAUUCUGUGGCCGUGAUCCAAUCGAUCUGAAAGCGUGUCGUGCCAUGCGAUACUUUCCACCGGAAAAUUGUGUGAACGUUAGUGUAACGUUCACGAAAUGUUUGUAUGCCAUGCUUGCUCAGAGCCGGUACCUUCCCGACCGGAGAACAGGGUGGAGUAUUCCACUGUCUACCGAUCCGGAGUAUAAAGCGCACAUGCUGGGUGUGAAACUUGCCUGCGGGUUCGAAAUAUUAGCAUCACAGGCUAAAUCAUCCCGCACCGACUGGGAAACGGACAAGGGCUGGAAAAGUUACUACGAAUCACUCAAAGCAAAGGGAUAUUUCCGUGACAAUAUCGAAGGAUCGCAAGAGCACACGAAACUGCUCACCAUCGCCAGGGAAUACUACGUGGACAACAGGGAUUCGAUGCGCACCACACCGAAGAUUGGUGAAGAAAUCGUUUCCAUUCUUAAACGCAACGAAUGGGACGUGGAGGAAUUGCGCAAGGAGGGUCUAGAGCUGCCACCGGCAGACAGUGACGAUUGGAUGAACAUUUCGCCCGAGGAGCUGGAUGAAAUGCUCACCAAGCGGUACGGGGCCAAAAAGCUGUUCUCGUUAAACGGUAACACAAAUGCGGCCGAAACGUUUACCUCGAUGGUUAGCGACUUCCUGGACCAGAAAAGUGAAUUCGAUGGCGUUGUUGUGGAGGAUGAAGAUGAAAGAGCGGCAAAGGCAGUGUUGGCAAAGCUCGAUCUAGGACCACUUCGAUCACCCACGAAACCGAAACGCACCAAAAGUAAAAACGCACACGAUCGACAGACGAAAACAACGCAGCAGCAGCAGCAGCACAACAAACACACGGUGGCACCGUCGGACACGAUGGCACAGGAAUCGCCGUUCCAUCAGUCGGCAACGGUAGAGUUUGAUGCGGGUGCCUUUGGAAUGCACGUGCGAAAUAUGCUCGAUUUGCUCAUACCCGAGGAUCGGUGGGAUUCGUCGGACGAAUCGGAAAUGAGCGAUUACAGUCAGGAUGAGUACGAUCGGAACAUUGAGGAUAUGUCACCGACGCGUACGCACCGUGCCGUACAGAACGAACUAAAAACGUACAUGGAUCAGAUGGAUCGCGAACUAGCCGGUACUACGAUUGGGAAGAGCUUUGAAACUGCCAUCGACGAUGAAGAUGGAGCGGAUGGAAAACCUUCUGCUACGGCCAAUUCAACCGCUGGUGAUGAUUUCGACGAUAUUGAAUCAUUCAAACCGGUCAACAUCGAUAUGAACACGCUGAAGAAUAUGAUGGAAAGCUAUCAGUCGCAGAUCGGUGGUCCUGGUCCGGCGGCCAAUCUACUCGGUUCGAUGGGCGUACAGAUCUCGAAGGCUUCAAAAGCGGAGAAAGGAAGCACACAGCAAACCGAUGUCUAAUGUCGUUCAACUGUCGCUCAAGCCAUGUUUAGGGGUAAAGGUACAUUUUCCACUCCCACCAUGACCAUGGUGUUGUGCGUCCCAGUAAUGCUUACAUCACUGUCUCUCCUUUGUGCCAGUUAGGUGAAUGUUUUCUUUUGGUAAAACAUUCCUCCGCUUUAUAACCUUUAAGGAUCGAAGCACCGCCAUCCCCCGUAACACACACACACCCUUGUGUUGUAUAUCCAUUUGCGUCCAAUAUGCUACAAAUGCAUUUUAAUCAUUAUCUAUAGAAGUAUCAGUAAGGGAACUUAGUGUUUUUGGGUUUCAAUGCGGAUAGAAUCCGUGCUCCAUGUGUUUUAUCUCGCUAAGCGUACGCAUAUCUUUCCUACUCUUAGGUGAAUUCGGAUUAGUAAUUCGCAAACAGUAACAACAACAAAAAUCUCCUUUUUCCCUUCCAAUAGAUAAAUCUGCAUCUAGAACAGUGGAAGCGACCAAUCUGUUAGAUAGAUAUGGAAUCGAGUUUGAGCCGAGAUUAGUGUUGAAUGUUCGGAGAAGAAAGGAAAGUUGAAGUUGGAGAUAAUUUAAGAGGUGAAAUGUUGGUGCUGAAUCGUAAAUGAACGUACAAAACUGUUAACUGAGCAGAAGAGAUAGCAGCUUUAUCUAAUAGGAAGCGAUUAUUUUCUAUAUCAAUCCUUUUAUGUAUCAGAAUAAUAGUAACCAUGAUGUAAACCUCUAGCUGUCGAUAUCGGUGGUAUUCCCCGUAAGUAUUAAAUCCCCCUUCUCAAGCUGUAAUCGUACAGUACUUACCGUAAUUGCUGAAUGAACAAAAACAAAAGCUAUAGCUAAAUGUACGACUUUCCUCGACGGAUUUCUGUUGUGGUGUUAGGUUAGUGCUCCUGAAGAAAAGCAAAUAUUUAUGCUUUAAAUCGCCAAUCUUCCGAAGAAGGCUUAAAAGUGUCAUAAUUUUAUUCCCAAAACGCUUGGAAGGAAACAUGAUUAGAAACACUAUCGAUUGCAUACAUUCAGGUGUUACGAACCGAACAGGUUAACCGUCGUAGCAAAGUAAUACAUUGCAAAGCAAACAAACGUAUGCUUGUAAGCGAAUAAUAUGAAUUUAAACCAUGAUACGGUCUACAUAUGAAACGGAACGCGAACUUUUUGUAACGUCUACACCUGCAGCGGAAAGUAAUAAAACAUUAUGCCAUGCACACUCCCAUGUAUGUAAUAUUAAAAA